Messenger RNA from Sinocyclocheilus anshuiensis, 1464 nucleotides. Its product is annotated as neuropeptide FF receptor 1-like. Gene Ontology annotation, biological process: cellular response to hormone stimulus; G protein-coupled receptor signaling pathway. Lineage: Eukaryota; Metazoa; Chordata; Actinopteri; Cypriniformes; Cyprinidae. Bases 1 to 1464 code for a protein of 487 amino acids. Gene Ontology annotation, cellular component: plasma membrane. The record is from RefSeq and is a predicted model, not a curated record. Gene Ontology annotation, molecular function: peptide binding; neuropeptide receptor activity. The transcript has 6 exons.
AUGGGGUGCAUAGCAAGAGGCACAGCAGAAAUGGAGAUGUUGCAAGAGCUUCCCGCACUCUAUUUGAACAGCAGCCUCCAGAAUGAUUACGCAAACAACAGUAACGUCACCAACCACACCAUUAUCAUCUACUACCCUUACUACCAGCACUCUCUACCUGUGGCUGCCGCCCUGACCGUGGCCUACCUCUUCAUCUUCCUGCUGUGCAUGGUGGGAAACGGCUUGGUGUGUCUGAUUGUGCUGGAGAACCGGCGGAUGAGAACAGUCACCAACCUCUUCAUCCUCAACCUGGCCGUGAGCGACCUUCUGGUGGGCGUUUUCUGCAUCCCGACAACCCUGGUGGACAACCUCAUUACAGGCUGCUUUCUGGAGCAGAGCAUGCCUGGCCUUGAUAGUUUUUCUUCUGCAAGAGAUAUUUUUGAACAGUGUUUCAGCUGCCUUACAAUGAAAAGCUCUGUUCCAAUCUCCUCCAGGUUCCAUUGCAUUGUGUACCCCUUCCGGCCCAAACUCACCCUGCUGGUGGCCAAAGGGACCAUAGUGAUGAUCUGGGGGCUUGCGGUGGUGAUUAUGUGUCCGUCGGCGGUGACGUUAACCGUGAAGAGAGUGGAGCAUCACUACAUGGUCCACGAUGAAGACUACAACCGCACAUACCCGCUGUUCUCCUGCUUCGAGAACUGGGCCAGCCCACAGAUGAGGAAAGUCUACACCACCGUCCUGUUUGCGCACAUUUACCUCAUUCCCCUCACCCUGAUCACGCUCAUGUACGGACGCAUCGGGAUCAAACUCUACACCACCUCUGUGAUCUCUGGGAACGAUCAGUUGGCCAAUAUAGGACAGUCUCACGGAGCCCAGCAUGAAGGAAGGCCACUCAUUUCCCAAAAGAAGAUCAAAGUGAUUAAGAUGUUGAGUGUGGUGGCGCUUUUAUUCACGCUUUCCUGGCUGCCUCUCUGGACUCUGAUGCUCCUCACCGAUUACGGAGGUCUGAAUGAAGACGUGCUGGAUCUGUUGAGCGGCUAUGUCUUCCCAUUCGCUCACUGGCUGGCGUUUUCCAACUCGAGCGUCAACCCUAUUAUUUACGGAUACUACAAUGAAAACUUCAAGAGGGGGUUUCAGUCGGUGUGCCGAACGCAUUCGUGCUGCUGUGACACGAUGAAGGAGAGGAGCAGACUGCGACGGAAAUCCAGAGGAGAUGUGAGGGAUGCUGUGGUCAAUUCCAACCCCUUGGCAUUCAGCGGAAGGAACCGGGUUUACACCGACGGCGAUGUGAAGGACACCAGGACUUGUCUGGAGUUGGAGCACAGGAGAACCGGUCGGCUUUGUAAUAACUCGGUCUGCUCAAAUGACACUGGAUCCAGCGCAGGAUCUGGGAUAAAAGGUGCCACGAAGCAAAAAGUGUUUCAGAUGGAGGAGGCAGAGAAAAUAAGUCCCAUCAGGGUGGGUAAAAACCUAGCCUGGGACCAAUAG